AUGGCGCCCACUAAAGGUGAGGAGCGCAUGCCAAACCGUGAAGCGGAAUUAUUUAGAUUAUUUAUUAUUGUUGUAUCACGCGGUGUCGGAUCCAGGAAGAGAAAUAUCGUCUAUGUACUUGCUAACGGUGAGCGAACAACCCGGGAGCACUUCGAUCCCACGGGCAUUAAGUCGUUCAGCUGUAGCACUCCUCCGGUGCCUAACUGCUAUGCCACCCGAAGGAUGCACGAAGGCUGGGAUACCGCCAGGUUGCCCAAGCCUAGACAGGGGAAGUCGAGAGGCGGAGGUCGGAUUCGAACCACGGACCUCCAGUUUUGCAUCUCUGGAACAAUUACGCGUGAUGCGAAUUAA
Messenger RNA from Opisthorchis viverrini, 351 nucleotides. RefSeq lists its product as hypothetical. The transcript has 3 exons. Lineage: Eukaryota; Metazoa; Platyhelminthes; Trematoda; Opisthorchiida; Opisthorchiidae. The record is from RefSeq and is a predicted model, not a curated record. The annotation marks the transcript as partial.